Messenger RNA from Durusdinium trenchii, 585 nucleotides. The record is from the annotation of a GenBank genome assembly. NCBI's taxonomy places the organism in Eukaryota, Dinophyceae, Suessiales, Symbiodiniaceae.
AUGACGAUUCCAGGGAGUGUAGAUCAUGCUGGGGUUGACUAUGGUGAACUGGCUCUCAUCCAAUCUUUUUACAGGGGAUGUGUGCCCUCUCUCGUGGUCACCCUUGGCUGCUCCCACAUCAAGGACUUGAGUCUCCACCCCAACACACCCUCUGCGCGCGCGUGUGGUUCCACCGUUUGGAUCAAGGGUGCCAAGUGUCGGCCAUCAAGCCUCCCCAUCGUGCGGGCGUUGCAUGUGGAUGCCUUGACGGCCCUGAUGACCAGUGACGCCUGGAUUGUGUCCAUUGAGGCGGAGAUCUUCGCACUACUGCAGACCUGGAUGAAAGCGCAGCCCUGGGUGAACUGGUCCAAGGUGGAGAAGAACGACGAGGUCACUCAAGUGCCUCCGGAAGUCUUCGCGGCCUCUGCGAAGUGGGACAUUAAAUGGGGGCAUUUGCAUUCACAGCUGGUCGAGAAGCUGAUUGUCAACGGCGUGGUCCCCGAGACUUUGGCGCGGGACAUCGAUCGUUGGAGGAGCUCGGCCAAUAUCUUCCUGCCUCCCUUACCACAAGCCUUUGCACAGGAAGAUCGGAGGAAGAGCCACUGA